Molecule: messenger RNA, 1965 nt
Organism: Cryptomeria japonica (Japanese cedar)
Lineage: Eukaryota; Viridiplantae; Streptophyta; Pinopsida; Cupressales; Cupressaceae
Product: O-fucosyltransferase 30
Exons: 2
Coding region: 248-1783 (511 amino acids)
Source: RefSeq, a predicted model, not a curated record
UUAAUUUUUAAAGUAGCUUCCAUUAAAUUCCGCGACAAUUGCAAAAUCUGUAUGAAUUACAGAAAAUCUAAUGAAUCCCUGUGGUUCUCUACGCAAGCACCAAUUUUUUAAGCUAUAUAGUUGCAGAUGCCUGAAUAAGAUUUUCAAAUUCUCUGGUCCCAGAUCAUGUAUGGACGGACAUGAGCGAUUUAGUUUGAGAUCUUGUGGGUAAUGUCAACGAAGAGCACGGAGAUAAGCAGAAAAAACAAUGGAUAAAUGGAAGAAAAAUAGCAGCAGAACUAAAGUAUGUAAAAUCAAGACAAGUACGAUCCUUUCUCUAUCUCUGCUCCUUUUCGUCUUCUUCUUAACAUAUUAUUCUCUACCUACAUCAAGAUCAACAAAUUCAGCAGCAAUUAUAGCAGGGGAGCUCCCUCAAUGCACUGCCAGAUACAAGUACAGGCCAGAUUCAUUGAAGUGGCUUCCCAAGGACGAGAAAUACAUGUGGUUUGCACCUCACAGUGGCUUCAGCAAUCAGGUUUCAGAGUUCAAGAAUGCUCUGUUGAUUGCAGGAAUAUUGAACAGAACCCUCAUCAUUCCCCCCAUCAUGGAUCAUCAUGCUGUGGCUUUAGGAAGCUGCCCAAAAUUCAGAGUUAAACCUGCUCACGAACUUCGGAGCGCUGUGUGGGAUCACAUCAACUCUCUAAUGAAAAAAUCUAGGUAUGUUUCUAUGGCAGAUAUCAUUGAUCUGUCCGGGCUAAUAUCUUCAUCCCUGGUGAAAGUAAUUGAUCUUCGGAUCUUUGUUUCACUUUGGUGUGGUCUAGAUAUAAGGUCAUCAUGUUCUGGAAGCCUUUGCCAUAGCUUAGCUGAAACGAUUCAAGCAUGGGGCAGUUAUAAAAAAUGUGGGGAGCUGUUGUCGGGUCUCAUAAGAAAUACACCACAUUGUGUGUAUGGAGUUGAAGAGGAUUGCAGAACAACAGUAUGGACAUACCAAGAGGAGUUUGAUAAUACAAUGGACUCAUUUCAGCCUGAUGACAGCUUGAGAAUGAAAAAGAAAAUUAAUUAUAGUAGAAAGCGUCGAAACAUAGAUAAAGCUCUUGGGCAUGGAUCAAAAGCAGAUCAUGCCACUGUUCUUCUCUUUGGGACCCUUUUCACUGCACCUUACAAAGGCUCAGAGCUAUAUAUUGACAUCCAUAAGGGUCCUAAAGAUGAACGGAUAGGAUCUUUGCUAGAGAAGACUGAGUUUCUUCUAUUUGCCCCAGAGAUCUUAAAUGCUGGGAAAGAGUAUGCCAGAGAAAGGAUAAAGGAACCUUUUCUUUGUGCUCAACUCAGAAUGCUGGAUGGCCAGUUCAAGAAUCAUUGGCAAACUACUUUUUCUGCAUUGAAGGAUAAGCUGAAAAAUGUACAAAAUCAGUUCCAGGGAAAGCACAAAGCAGUGGAUAUUUUUCUUAUGACAGACCUUCCAGAAUCAAAUUGGACAGGAACAUAUUUAGGAGAUCUGGCUGCGGAUUCAAGAUCCUAUAAAUUGCAUGUCUUGAAUGAAAAGGAUGAUUUUGUUGUAAACACUUCUAGAAAGUUUAUUACUAGAGAAUACGGAUUUAGAUCAGGAGUUUCCCAACAUUUUCUUAAGAGACUGAGUACAAAUGGAAAAUAUUCGCCAAGGGUGUUGCCUGAUAUUCUUCUUUAUAUAGAAGAGACGAUCUGUAGUUGUGCUUCCGUAGGUUUCGUUGGAACUGUUGGAUCUACUAUUGCUGACAACAUAGAACAAAUGAGGAAACAUAAUGUAUGCUCCUUAUCAUUGGGCUAAUUUUUUAGCAAAUGAUUAGGCCCUUAUUCUCAUAUUAAGUUGUCAUCAUCCAUUUCAUAGGUAGAAGUGGACAUCAUUCAACCCAUAGGAUCUUUGCUUUCUUUGCAAUAUAGUUGAUCUAUUCGUUUAUUAAAUUAUUUCCUUUCAAUAAAAUCUGGACUAUACUCAUAGUGUUGAGGCAA